AACCGGGGCGCGUUCUCAUGUGUCGACUAAUAAUUUUGGGCCGUGCAGUUACCAAGUAUAAUUUUGGUCAGAAAUUUCGUCUGCUACGCACGGUACCUCACUGCUAGCCUACUAGUACUAGUGCUAGAACCCGAUGCAGUCACACUGGCAUUGUCACAUGGGUUCCUUUCCUAUGACGAGAUCUAUGCAAUACUACUGGUGCACCACGAUAAAGAAUGAAAAUAAUGAUAUAUCCAACAACACCAUGGAUUACAAAUCACAAUUUUACUACUAGGUUGUUAAGUAUAUAAAACAAUGGCUGAUAGUGGUAUGAAUGUGAAUCAGGCUACAGUUGUGACAGCAGGCAACCCAAAUAUACAAAUAGUCUCCAUAGAAUCAUCACAUGUAGUUAGUCAGUUUGAAGAUGGAAAUUCAUUGAGUGAUGCCGAUAUAAAUAUUGCUGAUGGUAGUGGUGAGCCGCCAAUUAAAAGAUUUAAAAUUGAAAAUGAGCCCGAGAAUGAAAUCGACAUGGACCAGUCCCUUAAGAUUGUAUUGUUCAACAUUAAUAGAGCUAUAUGUCUCAGAUUAGAUGGUAUUGAGAAAAAACUUGAUUCAUUAGAUCAAAAAACAAAAUAUUUACAGAACAGAGUUGAUCAGUUAAUGAAUGAUACCCAAAAUAAAACUACUAACUCCAAUUAUCAUAAUAUCAGAAAAGGUGCUGUUAUUGUUGGGUUACCACAAAAUGGCAAAGCACCGGCAGAAGUUAUUUCAGAAACUGUAACCAACACAGAUAAUGUACAAAGUUUAGGACCGAAUGUCACACUUAUAACUCUUAACUCUGAAAGUGACUAUCCUAAUGGUUGUUGGUUAGGUGAUGAAAAUAAUCCUGAAAUGCGCGUAAGAGUACCAAUAAGUAAAAGUGAUCUACUUCACAUCCAUUCCAAUUGUCGUACAUCAGAGAAAAUGGCCUUGACAUUAUUAGAUUAUUUAUUUGAUCGAGAUACACAAGCUAACUCUAAUUUGUCUGGUAUGGGUCGUCAUGGUAAAAAACAACUUGAUCCUCUAAUGAUAUAUGGUAUUAGAUGUCAUCUUAUCCACCGUUUUAAUGUCACAGAAGGUGAUUGGCAUAGAAUUAAACAGAAUAUUGAUUCAAAAUGUCGUACUGCAUUCCGUCGUCGUCAGAGAGGCCAGCCUUUAACAGUGAAGGCUUUUCGAGGUAAAGCAGGAACAUCCACAGUUGGUAAUGAACAUAUAACUAUAAAUUCUCAAGAUCAAGGUUAUAGCGAUGAAGAUUCUUUAAGUCAUGAUGAUUCCGUCUCAGAAUUACACAUUCAUCAGGGUGAUGUUGAUAUUCAACAGGCAGUCUCUAUGCACGAUGGUUUAGGUCAAGGUGAAAUACAGAUAUUACAUGCUACACCUGAACAGAUAUCACAGUUACAACAAGCUCAUCAUAUACAAAUAUUACAAGGAGAUCAGGUUAUUGGGCAAUUACAGUCAGGUGACAUGACCUCAUUAGCAGACGGUAUUCAAGUAGCCACGGUAACAACUGAAUCAGGAGAAGUUUUACACAUACAGCAAACAUCUAAUUCGAGUCAGGCUGUUGUAACAGAGGCAACUACAGAAUCUGAAUUACAAGAAUAGUCAUCAUUCUUUUAUCUGUCCACUGUAUACCAGAUUUUUAUACUAAAAACUAAAAAACUAUACAGUUUAUUUAUUUUGUAUAAUGCAGCUUGAAGGGGUAAAAAUAUAAAGAUUUGGUUAAACACAUGAAGACUGAUAAUGUUGUUUAAACUCCAUACAGAUGUAACAUAGUCCUUAAUCAGCCUGGCUAUCUUGCCAUUAGAAAUGCAAAAAUUUUAUAAAUGAACUGAAUAAACACAAGACACAAUUCUGUUGAAUAUAUUUCCAGUGUAUUUCAUUCGACUAACUAUGUUUCUCUGGUAUUUCAUCCGUUACUGUAAAGAAAUCCUGAACACUUAUAAGUGAAUCGCUGCGCUAUAGAAAAGAUGUAAAUAAUAAUAAAUUAUAAUUAGUGAUUGUAUUGUAUGUGUACGAACUGAAAACCUUGAGUAUUGACUGGUUAUUUACUUCUAGAGUUAUGGUCCUUGCUUCACUUUAUAGAAUCUUAUAAACAUUCUAAACCAUGAAAGUUACCAUCUGAUCUGUAAGGUAUUUAUGUGCUUUAGGCCAAAUAAAAAAAAUGUAUUUUGGAUCUCGGAUACAUUUGCAUCACUUAUAAAGAGCCGCAUAACCUGUUUUUAUUUUUUUUAAAAAAAACAAUCCCAAAACAGAUCCAUUAAUUGUUGCAUUUAAAUGUUUUCUCCGGGUUACAGGAAGUAAAUAUGGUAUGUAAUAAAAAAAAAAUUGAAUGAACUGUAGACGCAAUUAUCAAAUAUGCAUCCCUGAUAAAUGUUAUUGACAAUCAUAAUUGAUACUGAAUAAUCAUAUUAUUUAACAAUGUGAUGAGAUAAAUGUAUUUUCUUAAAAUUUAAAUUGUGGUGCUUAUUGUAAGUAGUAGUGAUACUUUCACAAAAUAAAAUCACACCAACUAAAACUCCCUACUCCAUCAGAUUUUUAGAAUGAUUGUCUGAGAACCAGAAUAUUGUUUUUGUAUGGCCUUAUUUAAAUUAGUGAAAAUAAGAAACUUCUUGAAUAUCAAGAGUUGCUCUUGUGAAAUUGAAGAAUUUUGUGAACAUUCAAACAACAAAAGUUAUUGUGUGUUCUGUAUGAAAUUAAUGUGUGUUAUUUAUAUUAGCAAAACAAAGAAGCAUAUUGAAUUUCAGUUAAUUACUUCUAAUUCGUUCUAAAGGUAAAGAGGGACAAGAUGAAGUGUGUUGUUUCAUUUAGUGGAAGAAACAUCUCUCUACAUCAGAUUAAUCAAAACAAGACUUGAUUUUCCACAUGAAAGUUGUAUUUUCAUUAUGAGAAUUUUAAAUUCAAACAUGUGAUGUUGAUAAAUAUUGAAGUGGUGCACUAUAUAUAUUUAUUUGUUUUGCCUGUUUUUGUUUAUUUUAUUGUGAAUCAGUUGUUAUUUAUAAUUAUAAUAUUAUUAGAAUGUGAAAUAGUCCAUAAAAGUGUACAGUUUGCAAUUAAAUUUAUUUUUUCAAUAUGAGAACUUU
This is a messenger RNA of Patella vulgata (common limpet), 3098 nucleotides long. Its product is annotated as protein BANP. Gene Ontology annotation, biological process: negative regulation of protein catabolic process; protein localization to nucleus. NCBI's taxonomy places the organism in Eukaryota, Metazoa, Mollusca, Gastropoda, Patellidae. The transcript has 11 exons. The coding region runs from base 295 to 1620 and encodes 441 amino acids. Gene Ontology annotation, molecular function: DNA binding. The record is from RefSeq and is a predicted model, not a curated record.